AUGAGUGUUGUCGUGUGUUCAGUGCUGUUGCUGCAGCCGAUGGUGAGUGGUGUGACAGACACCGUUAUUGACUUCGACAUCACGAAGAUGGAUUGGACAUACGAUGCAACGCCCAAAACUACGUUAAAAGUGUGUAGAGAGAAUGAUAUUGAUGGCGGAGCAAGCGUCGAUCUUGUGGUAUCAUCACCACCACCGGUGGGGCAAAAACAAUACCCUGGUACGCCGGACGACACUGAAACAAACUGUGCAAUAUUUACCUGGGAUGAAGAUUUUCUGCCUUCCAAGACUGAAAGAAAAUAUGAGCUCAUUGUUGACGCGAAUGCCGGCACGAUAGAGAGAGGAACAGUAACUUAUUCGAUGACCUACACUGUAUUUCAUCUCGGCUGCUAUGAAACUGAUUUCGUGCGACUCAGUUUGGAAACUUGGCUACUGACGGUUGCCACCUGCCCCGACUCAAGCCCUUCAGACGAGACGUCGCCACACUCCAUUUGUUAUGUGAAAAAAGAGGAAGCAGACAAAACAGUCACGAUGUGUGCAGAUCAAGUGGGCAAUAGUCCAGCCAUUACUGUCUGCUUGACACUACCGAUACCGGAGCCUGUUGCUACCUCAACAAGUACAGUAAAAGCUCUGAGCUACGCAAACAAACGGCUAACGGCUACCGAAACUUCAGUCUCUGAGAUGCUGAUACGGAGAGUGCGACUUCCCCAGCUUCAGUAA
Hyalella azteca is the source of this 717-nucleotide messenger RNA. RefSeq lists its product as uncharacterized. Lineage: Eukaryota; Metazoa; Arthropoda; Malacostraca; Amphipoda; Hyalellidae. The transcript has 6 exons. The record is from RefSeq and is a predicted model, not a curated record. Bases 1 to 717 code for a protein of 238 amino acids.